Molecule: messenger RNA, 1272 nt
Organism: Microthlaspi erraticum
Lineage: Eukaryota; Viridiplantae; Streptophyta; Magnoliopsida; Brassicales; Brassicaceae
Source: the annotation of a GenBank genome assembly
AUGGUGGCGUUGGUGAGGUGGGAACCAGUGAUGGAGCCUACAUACCCAUCGGCGAUCAAGUUUUGGGUCCGGAUGAUGGGAAUCCUACUCCACUUCUGGGCAGAACCCACAUUUCAGAGCAUUGGAGAGGCCAUUGGAGAGGUUUUGGAGGUCGAUAUUGAUGGCGGACGAGUCAAGGUUUGCCUUGAUGGGUAUAAACCUCUGACUUUUGAGACAACGGUGGCCUUCCAUAGUGGAGAAGAAAUGGUGCUCACGCUUCGAGAAUAUGCUACAGUGAGACGAGUCAGAGAGGAACGUGAAAGUUUGAAGAGGAGGGAUGAAAAACCGGAUGGUGGGGUGAUGAGUUACAAGGGUGUGGUCAUUAAUGGACCACACGGGGAUUCCAGUGGCGUGCGACAGCCUUAUGCCCAUCAUGUGGGUGAUCCAAAGGGCAAGGGAAAGGAGGUGGAAACUCGAGAGGAUAGAGGCAAAAGGAAUGUGGCGUUUCGGGGUAAUGGAAAACAUGGAGAUGAAAGCUCCGGUGUUCAAAGAAAGCCGGCAGGUUAUCUCCCCCCGGAGCAGAGGAAGAGGAUAAACAGACCAAUGGCAAUCCCGGGACAUCCGGCGCAUCAAGUUGAGACUCAUCCGGGUGGUGAUGCCAUCACAGAGAGAACUGGAGGGAAUCGUAUCAGCCCAAGUCAACACUCGGCGAAGAAGGUCCGAAAAGCGAUUGAUUUUACGGAGGCAGUGGCGGAAUUGGACGAGAUAAGAGACGGCGUAAACAAUGGGGAGAGGGAGAUGGUCGGUGAGAAUGAGGUUGCGGUGAUCACGGCGACAGAGCCGGUGGCUGAUCCAAUGAUUUUGGAACAAAUGGCGCAGGAGGAGAGGGAGGAAGGCGAGACUUGGUGGAACGAGGUGAUAGAGGAAGCGGAGGUUGAGAAAACGAUGGAGGAGUUUGAAGAGCUUUUGGAGAUCCAAGAGGCGAAAGAGAUGGCUCUAGACGAAGUUGAAAAGGUGGAGAACAGUCUCGGGGUGGAGAGGUUUAUGGAUGUGGAGGCCAAAGAGACUGGGAAGCAGAAACACGUGGCUGAGCGGAAAGUUGGAGCAAGGCGCGAGGUUACAAAACCACCGGUGGGUGUUGGCGGCUCUCUGAAACGCAUGCUACAGGGAGCAAAGACACCAAAGAAGAAACCGGUGUCUAAAGAGGGAACUCGUAUCGGGGACAUGGCGACGGGGAGUGGACCGGAGAAAGAUCCGUCAGAAGGAUCUGAGACGACUCAUCACGCUGUUUGA